Molecule: messenger RNA, 4717 nt
Organism: Styela clava
Lineage: Eukaryota; Metazoa; Chordata; Ascidiacea; Stolidobranchia; Styelidae
Source: RefSeq, a predicted model, not a curated record
AUGCAUCAUACAAAAUGUAGCAUUGCUGAAAAACUCUAGAAUAUUUAUCUUGUUCAAUAGCAAUCACCAAGAAUAUGGGAUCUGUGUGUUCACAUUCUCGUAGUCACCUUGCACUGCAGCAAAACAUGCUAACAGCUGCACCUAUGCCUAGUGCAGGAAGGACACAAAAAUGUAGUGCCACAUUGGAAAACGAGCCAUCUGAAUUGCCUUUCAGCAAUCAACUAGAUCGAAGCUUAUCUGAGCUUAAUUCUCAAGAUCAUUCGUUCCAUGCAUUGCAAACCCCAUCCAAAUCUAAUAGAAAAGCUUCAUCAAAAGGAAAUGAAAAAAAAUCUCCCAUGAGGAAAAAAUUUUUAUGGAUGUUUAAAAAGAAGCGGAAGAGAGAUGAAUAUGAUGAUGAAGAGGAUAUGGAGCAGAUGAUGGAAAAGGAAAGAGAAGAAGAUGAAAAUUUUUUUGAUUCUGAGGAUCACGCUGAAAAUGAAGAAUCAGUGAAUGCCUUACCUGAAAAACAAUCAACCCCUAAAGUUGAGAAACCUGUUAUUAUUAAAAAUGACAAUGAAGCUAAGAAUUAUGACGACUUAGCAGAUGAAAAGAAAGUUGUUUUUGAUAGUAGUUAUAAAAACAAUCUUGCAUCUGAUGCCGUUUUAUUGGAAUUUGUAAACAAUGAUGCAGUAAAAGAUUAUACAAGUACUUGCGCUGGCGAUUCUGAGUUGGAUACUGUUGAUUUCAUUUCACCUAUUAAAAAUAAAAGUCAUUUAUUAGCAAAAGAGGGAUUAAGCAAUGUCAUCAAGCAAAAGGAGCCUUCCUUUCACUAUCAAAGUCCAGUGGAAGAAAGUGAAAAUGGUGGUUUCUAUGGCUUAUCGGCAUCUGAGAGCCAACAAUCAAGCGUCGUUUCAACGCGUGUAGCACAGCAACUAGAUGCGGCUCUUGACAGUGACGAAUUUUUUCUUCCUGAACCGUCUCAGAAAUCGCAUUGCAAUGUCCAAGAUUGGCGGACUCAUUCCUUAAAUGUUGAAGUUGUUUAUCAAGGACGUAGACUCAGUUCUGCAGAGAAAGAUUGGUUAGGAGAGCAAGUCGCUGGACUUGUUAACAUUUUACUAAAUAAAGGAAAGAUUCCUGAGAAUCUCUCACUGAUAAAUGAAGAAAUACAGGAAGCUAAGAUGGUUGAAUAUCAAAACGCAAGUCUGGAAGUUGAUAACCAAAAUGGAGGUUUCAGAGAACAGUAUAUCGCACCUCACAAAAAUGAUCAUGAGAGGUGGGAGCAAGACGAUGAAGAUUCUGAUGAUAUUUCUGAAAAUGAUUUGUCUUAUGAUCCAUAUGGAUUGAAACAACAAAAAUAUGAAAGUAGGGAGAAGAAACGUGCAAGAAAAAAAUAUGGGAGUGUAAUACAGGAAUUAACAAGAAAAAUAUCUCAAGAAACGAUGAAAAAUUCCGAUUCAACUUCCUCUGCAAAUACUUUCCAUACUGCAACUGAGUUUACGAAUGAAAACAAUAGACUACCUAAUCCUGCAGCAGCUUCGAAGGGUAAAUCUCUAUUUGUUCGUGUGUGCGUUAAUGAAGUAGGUGGUGAUCCAAAUUCCACAAGUCCGAAGAUUGAAUUCCACAGCAAAAGUGAACCUUUCAUUUAUGCAGGACAAAUGAAUGAAACGGUUGCCAAUGAUGACAAAACAUACCUGCAAGACCAAAUGUUUCAACAAACUACAAUAUCGGCAUCAUCACCUCAUGUAUUUCGUAUUGAAGAAGAAAAAACAAAACAGAAACAAAGCCACCUGGAUUCAUACAGGAAUUCCAAGAAUAUUGCAAAUACUAAAGAUUAUUCUCCAAAAUAUUCAGCACAGCAAUUCACUCAAAUUCAGACUAAGAUAUCAGAUAGCAGUAGUUCCUCAUCUGCUUCUUCAGUUAUUGAAUUAUCAAAACUAAGACAUUUGAAACAAGAUUUUACCAAGGUUCCACGAUCACAUUCAAGGAGAAGUGCACGAACACCAACACCGGUGGGGGCCAAAUCAAUUUAUCACAAAAUCGAACGAUUUGGAGCAGUUCAUGAAUCAGUAAAAAAUCGUAAACAUACACCAUCACCAAAACAUGACAGCUCUCCACGUCGUCGACAUCGUAGAUCAAGAAACAACACACCUAUACAGGAUUCGAGUAAACAUGAAAACUGCAAAGAUCCAACGUCGCCUAUCACAAUUGUAAAUGAAAGAAGAACUCCACUCGUAUUUCAGAGAGUCAGUACUACAUCACCUGUUGCAUUGAGGCCUGAGCCUCUGAGUUUUACAAAUAUGGCUGAAAGAAAUAUAAAAAGCGAAAAGGUACUUCGUAAAGUGCUAGUACCAACACCUGUUUAUGCCAAUAAAUAUGAGGUUGCAGUCAGAGAAGAGAUGAAUCAUCCACCAGUUCCUAAACCAAGAACAAGAAUAACUUGUCGUCCUGUUCCAGCUCCUAGAAUAAGAAAACAGCAAAGAAGACAGUCUACACCUAAUGAGCUGCUUGAAGGCAAUAUAUCCCCUCGUCCUAUAGAAGGAGAGCAGAUAGAUAUUCCCAAAGUACAUCAUGGCUCUUCAAGACAUAGAGAUAGAAAAUUAUUGAGUCCUACAUUUCAUGAUGCUCAGCAUGUAAAACCAACAAAACUACCAUCUGAAAUGGGAAACAGAAAAGAAAAAGAAAAUAAAAGAAGUUUACAUCAGAGAAAAGUCAUUCGUAAAGAUGAUAGAAAUGAAGUUCCUCAGAACAUGGUACCGUUAACUAGAACUCCAUCUAAUAAGAAAUAUACCACGCGACAGAAAUCUUGUAAGUCACCAAAUCAGGUUUGUGACCAGGUACAAGAUCAUAGAAAAGUUUGGGGAAACGUUAAGCCAGACAGGCAAGAAGAUGAACAUUGUGUUGAGAAAAGUAGCACAAACAGACACAGGCAAAAACCUCACUCUGGAAAUGUAAGCAUUACACGCAAACCAGCUGUGACAGAUGAUAAUCAAGUAUAUUCCAGUUCAUCUCCUCGCGUUUUGAAUAAAACGACACCAGAGAAAAAGAAAACAUCCACAAGAAAAACAAUUUUACAUCCGCCAAAACAAGCUAUCACGAAAGGACUGUGUCCCCCACAAUUUAUACAAACAGAAAGUGGUUUUAGGUCUACUACAAAAAAGCAUUCACGUGUGACAUUUGAAGAUGAACUUUGCUAUGAAGAUCGUGAUCCUCAGUCGGACCAUCCAUCCCAUAAUGAUCCUGUUACUGAAACAUAUGAUCCACUAAGCAAGAUUAAUACUCAAACUGACCAGGUUAACAUGUCAAUGCAGGAUAGAAACAUUCCUAUGUUAUUAUCAAAUGAAAAAUCUGAAUCUCCUGCAUUUAACCAAGUUCAACAACAAGGUUAUCCAUACUCGAAUUAUCAACAACCGGUUUUCUGUGUAAAUUCUGCAAUACCUCAAAGGCAGCUGUUCCAAUUUGCGGAAACAAAUGUCUCGAAUCCAUGGUCUUCACCACAUUUUCAACCCUAUCUUUCGCCUGGUGUGAUGACUUCCCAGAUUGCAAGCCAACAACAAAUAUUUCCUUCACCAACACCAUCAAGAAUUAAUAUUUCAGGAUGUUAUUUUCCAACUCCUCCGAAUAUAAUGAAUGAUCAGGUGUUCACUCCCGCUCAACCAUACCAAUAUGUACAAAAUACUACACAACAAUCCAGUAUGGCAGGAGUUUAUAGUACCCUGCCUGUGACCCAUACCUUAUCAGGAACUGCAAGUAAUAUCAGGAAUACAGGUUUCAUGAAUCCGAUUCCACCAACAACUGUUUUGGAAACUUUUAAUGCUGCUGGUACACUGAGUGCUCCAACAACACCUAGAAAUUCAAAUCAAAUGGAAUUUCCUUCAAAUCUUAAUUCAGGCAAAAAGACAAAGUCUGAGGAUAGAUUAUGCCAAGAUAUGAAUAGUAGAUUGUCAUCAAAUCAGCAUGCAUCAAGUGACUGUUCACUGGACAAAUCACAUAAAACACGAAAAUGGCGGCAAAUAGUCAGGGAAAGGGAUGAGGUAAAUGCGUGGUGGAUGCCCAAAGACUGGGCAAAAGAACGAGGGAUUGGCAAUUAUGGAAAAAAUCAACGGGAUUCUGACAAGGAUUGUGAAGCUAAGAAAGAAAAAGAACUGGAGAUUGCAAAAGAUGCAAAUGUUGAACAAAUCCGAAUGAGCAAAUUUGUUCCACUGUGAAAUAGUAAAAUAAGCACUAUCUUGCUUUCACGGCUUGAAGUUGAAUUUCACUCGGGCUCUUUUCACGUUCUGCUCAAAAUCAUACAACUUGAAACGAGGACGUACAAUUCUGACAAAAAUAUCUUACUGAAUAGUUUCACAUUUAAAAUUGAAAGAUUAGUUGAAAUAGUCAUCCUAUUUUGUGAGGAGUUUUUACCAGUUGUGUAUAGUUCUUACUUUUUAGUAGAGAGUUUUUAGACAUGUUCGUGUACCGGGUGUAUUUCAAUUAUUUGAUGCUGAAAGAUAGUAAAAGCUGCUUUCAUUAGUAGACAGUUUGAAAUAACACAGUCAGAUGUGGUAUCCAAAAAGCUAGAAGGGAAGGUUAAAGUGCAGCAAAAUUUAAGUGUUGGCUUACCGAGAAAGUUUAUGUAGUGUAGGUCUAUUUCUUUUCUCAGUAUUUGUUAGUAAUUAGUGUCAUUUUUUUUAAUAUUGUUGCUUUCUUUGAAUGUUGUUUUUGCUUGUUUUCGAUUAAAUGAAGAAUCUUUCAAUAUCAA